This is a messenger RNA of Salvia miltiorrhiza (redroot sage), 2909 nucleotides long. Its product is annotated as cation/H(+) antiporter 18-like. Gene Ontology annotation, biological process: proton transmembrane transport; regulation of pH. Gene Ontology annotation, cellular component: endomembrane system; membrane. NCBI's taxonomy places the organism in Eukaryota, Viridiplantae, Streptophyta, Magnoliopsida, Lamiales, Lamiaceae. The record is from RefSeq and is a predicted model, not a curated record. Bases 346 to 2754 code for a protein of 802 amino acids. Gene Ontology annotation, molecular function: antiporter activity. The transcript is spliced from 3 exons.
UGAUAAGCUACUCUACUCCCCUUUCUCUCUCUAGACUACCUCUUCACUUGUGCAUAAUUUUAAUACCAUUUCUUCCACUAUCUUUGGAACUCUGUUUUGUGCCUUCUCUCUCUUCUACACAAAUUCUACAUUAUUCAAAGCAUCAAACAACACACACACACACGCGUUUCGUUUCAUCUGUAUGUAUGUAUAGAGAGAGCUUCAGCAAAGGGGCGAGUCUUGUUGCAAUCUUUCUCCAACGCGUUUCCACGAUAUGAUUCUGGUGCCGAGGAUUAACUGAGACUAUAUAUCCAUACAAUACAAACAAGCAAAUCUAAGUCGUUGCAGCAUAUUUGGCACGAAAAAAUGGCAGCUAACGCCACGAAAUGCCCGCCGCCUAUGAAGGCGACCUCGAACGGCUUGUUCCAAGGCGACGAUCCUCUGCAUUACGCACUUCCCCUUCUCAUCAUACAGAUAUGUCUGGUGCUGCUGCUCACUCGAGGGCUCGCGUAUCUUCUCCGGCCGCUGCGCCAGCCGCGCGUGAUCGCCGAAAUCAUAGGUGGAAUUCUACUAGGGCCAUCAGCUUUAGGGCGCAACCAGAAAUAUCUAGAAGCUAUAUUCCCAGCAAGGAGCCUCACAGUGCUGGACACCAUCGCCAAUCUAGGCCUCCUAUUCUUCCUAUUCCUGGUGGGGCUGGAGCUGGACCCACCUUCUCUAAAACGAACCGGGAAGAAAGCACUAAGCAUCGCCCUCGCCGGAAUCACUCUCCCAUUCGCCUUGGGAAUCGGGACCUCAUUCGCGUUCCGAGCCACCAUCUCCGCCGACGCAAAGCAGGCCCCCUUUCUCGUAUUCAUGGGCGUGGCCCUCUCCAUCACCGCCUUCCCCGUGCUGGCCCGCAUCUUAGCCGAGCUCAAGCUGCUCACCACCGACGUCGGGCGAAUGGCCAUGUCCGCCGCCGCCGUCAACGACGUGGCCGCUUGGGUUUUACUGGCUCUCGCCAUCGCCUUAUCCGGCACCGGCUCCCCUCUGGUCUCCUUAUGGGUGUUCCUCUGCGGCUUCGGAUUCGUGUUUCUAUGCAUACUUGGCGCCCCUCCCAUCUUCAAAUGGAUGGCGCGGCGCUGCCCCGAGGGCGAGCCGGUCGAUGAGAUAUACAUAUGCGCCACUCUGGCGGCCGUGCUGGCCGCCUCUCUGGUGACCGAUACAAUCGGGAUUCAUGCUUUAUUCGGCGCGUUUGUGAUUGGAGUGCUUGUGCCCAAGGAAGGGCCGUUUGCUGGGGCUCUGGUGGAGAAAGUUGAGGAUUUGGUGUCGGGCAUGUUUUUGCCUCUAUACUUCGUGUCGAGCGGGCUGAAGACCGACGUAGCCACUAUCCAAGGGGCGCAGUCGUGGGGCCUCCUCGGGCUGGUGAUCUUUACCGCCUGCACGGGGAAGAUCAUCGGCACUGUGGUGGCCUCCAUUUUGUGUCAAAUCUCUUUCAAAGAGGCGCUCACGCUUGGUUUCUUGAUGAACACGAAAGGCCUCGUGGAGCUCAUCGUGCUCAACAUUGGGAGAGAUCGAGGCGUUCUCAACGACCAAGCCUUCGCCAUCAUGGUGCUCAUGGCGCUCUUCACCACCUUCAUAACCACGCCCACCGUUAUAGCCAUAUACAAGCCAGCCCGCAUGGCCACAUCCGAGUACAAGCACCGGACCAUACAGAGGAAGGAAAGUAGCACUCAGCUUCGGAUCCUGGCCUGCUUCCAGAGCACCAGGACCGUCCCGACCCUCAUCAAUCUCAUGGAGGUUUCCCGCGGCACCGGGAAGCGAGGCGGCCUCCGCGUCUACGCCAUGCAUCUCAUGGAGCUCUCCGAGAGAUCCUCGGCGAUUCUCAUGGUGCACAAGGCCAGGAACAACGGCAUCCCCUUCUUCAACAAGGACCGGGCCACCGACUCCACGCAGAUCGUCGUGGCGUUCGAGGCCUUCCAGCAGCUCAGCCACGUCUCCAUCCGCCCCACCACGGCCAUCUCGCCCAUGAUGAGCAUGCACCAGGACAUCUGCUCCGUCGCCGAGAGCAAGCGGGCCUCCGUCAUCGUCUUGCCCUUCCACAAGCACCAGCGGAUCGAUGGCCACUUGGAGACCACGCGUGCUGAGAUGCGCCACGUCAACCGCCGAGUCCUCGAGUGCGCGCCGUGCUCCGUCGCUAUCCUCAUCGACCGCGGCCUCGGCGGGGCCGCGCACGUCUCCGCCAGCAACGUGGACUACACGAUAAGCGCCUUCUUCUUCGGUGGGCCCGACGACCGCGAGGCGCUGGCCUACGGGGCGGUCAUGGCGGAGCACCCCGGGAUCAGGCUCAACGUCGUGCGCUUCCACGUCGACCCCAAGGUCGCGGGGGGAGCCGUGAAGGUCGACGUGGGAGAUCCCGGCGCCGAGGCGAGGUCCAGCGAUGAGGAAUUUAUAUCGUGUUUCAAGGAUAAAGUGUCCAAGGACGGGUCGAUCAAGUUUGAGGAUACGGUGGUGAAGGACGCGGCGGAGGCGGUGGAGGUUGUCCGGGCCCACAAGAGCUGCAACUUGUUUUUGGUGGGGAGGAUUUCGGAGGGUGAGCUGGCGGCGGCGCUCAAGAAGAAGAGUGAGUGUCCCGAGGUGGGGCCGAUAGGGAAUCUGCUCAUCUCGUCGGAGCUCUCGACGACGGCGUCGGUGCUGGUGGUGCAGCAGUACCGGAGCCAGUUGACGGGGCAUUCGUUGAUGUCUUUGAAAGAAGAUGACGCGACGGAGACGAACACGGAGGACUAUGAUUCUGAAUGAUCACGAAAAUCAUGUGCACAAAUAAGAUUCUGAAUAACCAGAAGCAGCGGCGGCAGCAACAGCAACAGAAUGUAUAUCUGAUUUAUGUCUUCUUUCACUGCAGCUAGCAAGCUUGUUGUUUUUUCAAUAAUUAAUACAAUCUUAUUUUUCAUGUA